UCCACACCUCCGCUCCCCCGGAGGAGACGCGCACAGUCCGGCUCGCUGAACUGCUCUGGACCCCGCAGGAGACGGACGGCAAUGGCGACCGCUGCCAGCGAGGCGACCUUCGAGUCGUGGCUCAACCGGGCCACAGACCCAAACAAUCAGGAGGACAGGUGGGACUGCAUCCAGGGCUUCUGCCAGCUGGUUGACCAAGAGACCGACGGGCCGCAGGUCGCCAUUCGUCUUCUCACCCAUAAGAUCCAGUCUCCACAGGAGAAAGAGGCGCUGCAGGCGCUCACGGUUCUCGAGGCGUGUAUGAACAACUGCGGGAAGAGGUUCCACGGCGAGGCCACCAAGUAUCGCUUUCUCAACGAGCUCCUCAAACUCCUCACGCCGAAGUACUUUGGGGAGUGGACUCCUCAGAAAGUCAAAGACCGAGUGACGGAGGUCCUCUACGGCUGGACUCUGUGGCUCAAAGACGAACCCAAGAUCCAGGAGGCAUACCGCAUGCUCAAGAAACAAGGUAUCGUGAAGAAGGAUCCCAAACUGCCAGACGCGGUUAUAACGGCGCCGCCAACGCAGAGAACCACGGACUCUGUUUUUGACCAGGAGGACAAGGCCACGCUGUUAGCCAGGUUACUGAAAAGCACCUGUCCCGAAGACCUGGAGGCCGCCAACCGACUCAUAAAGAGCACCAUCAGAGAGGAGCAGGAGAAGGCAGAGAAAGUGUCGAAGCGCGAAUCGAUGCUGAAGGAGGUGGAGAGCAGCACCGAGCAGCUCCGGCAGCUUCUGGACCGGCACACCGUCGCCGGAACCUCGUUGCAGCCGAGCGACGACGCAAAGGCCCUGUACGAGCGCUGCGACCGCCUGAGGCCCAGCUUGUUCCGCCUGGCCAGCGACACGAUGGACGAGGACGCGGCUCUGGCGCAGAUCCUGGCGGCGAACGACGAGCUGACGCGGAUCGUCAACGCCUACAAACACCGAGAGGGGAAGAGAGGAAGUGACGGAGGAAGCGAGGACAGGAAGGAGGCUCCGGAGAGUCCCAGAGAGAUCAAAAGCUACCGCCUCAUCGACCUGUCGGCCAUGGACUCUGACCCGCCUCCGUCCUCUGAGUCCUCCUCGGCCAUGUUGUCCUCGCUCCUGGAAAGUACCUUCCACCCAGCGGCUGAACGGGACCUAAAUGAAUUAGCGUUCGAUAUUCUGGACUCAAAACAGACCCCAGAGACCACGAGGUCGUAUUAUGAAGACCUGCUGCAGCUCAAUGGAGACGUUCAGAUGCAGAACGGAGGGAGGGGAGUUGUGCUGAGAGCUCGUGGAUGUGGGGGGAGCGAAGCGUCGUCUAAUGGGACCAGCAUUUGGUCACUCCCUCACAACCAACAGUUCACCGCAGAGCCGCAGAACCCACUGGGAGAACCGUCUGGAUGUCCGGUGAAGGAGAACUCGCUCAGCCCUCGGCUCCUGAAAGACGUCUUCGUUCCCAUGGAAACCAUCAAAUCCAGUAGUUUUGAGCCGAUCACAGUGACCGAUCAUGGCGGCGUCCACGUCUCUCUGCAUUUUGCCAGAGACUCUCCUCCGGGUCAUCCGGGCGUCGCUGUGGUCGUCGUCUCCGCCGUGAACGCGUCCGCCCUCCACGUGCAGGACUUCCUGUUCCAGGCUGCGGUUCCAAAGACCAUGUUGGUGAAGCUCCAGCCCGCCUCGGGGACGGAGCUCCGCCCCUACAACCCUCUGCUGCCUCCGCCCGCCAUCUCCCAGAUCCUCCUAUUGGCUAAUCCUCAGAGACUGCGUCUGCGUCUGUGCUACAAGCUGACGCUGACGCACGGAGACCGCCAGCUGAGCAAGAGCGGAGAGGUGGACGACUUCCCCGACUGGACCUCUUUGAUCGGCCGCUGAAAGAACUUUAUGGACAAAAAUACUAAAAUAAUAAUAAGUCAGAAAAAACUCUGAGAGGAAGGUGAAGAAAGAGGUGGGAAGCGUGUGACCAGCCGAACGGACACAUAUCAAAGCUGUAUUUUAGGAAAUGUAAGAUAUCGUGUUUCCUGAUGCGUCGAUGAUAACACCUCAGAGAUAUUACUCUUUAGAUCACAUGUUCCUCAGGUUUUCCUCCUGCCUGUUGUUCCAUCACGGUUUGUUCUCCCGUGUGUGUGUGUGUGUGUGUGUGUGCGUGCGUGCGUGCUGACGUGUGGCUGCGUAUAUGUCUGCACAUUAAAAAAAUAGGUAUUUAUUUACGCUUGAGCAUUUGUGACGUAAACAAUUUAACAAUUCCAGUGCCUUUUUUAAAAGAUGUAAGAUGUAACUUUGUAGUUGCAGGAGAUUUUCUGGAUUUGAUCAAGUGAAAAAGUUAACGAUGUCAUCGCACUGACGUCACAUUAUGGACAGUUUAAAAUAUAUAUAUAUAUUUAAGUUAUGCAACUUCAAACAUGAGCAAACGACUCAACAAAUCGGGGAAAAAAACAUCGAGCAAAUCGAGAAAGACUGAAUUAUAAUAAUAUUUAUAUUGACCAGAUUAUUCUGGUUGCAAGAGAUUUAGUUUGUCAAAUAAGUUCCCGUGAGAGUUGACAUGGCAUCAAGUAUCAGGAUCAGUAUUUUAAUUUUUUAUAAGUAUUUUUUGCAGCUUGAUGAACGUUGUCAAAGUUGUGAAGAUCUUUUGUUUGUUCUGUUUUCUUCGUUUUGUUUGUUUUGUCUUCUUAAGUUUGUUUGUGGGACACGCUGAAGGCUAAAGAGUUCAUUUCAUUGGUUCAGUGUUUCCUCACCGGCUGUCAAACUGAGACGUUUUAUCAUUCUGAGCCCGGAGCAAAACAAGUCGGUGUUCCUGUCGAACACGUUCAAUGAGGAGUGAAUACCAACUGAAUGACUUGAAGCCAACGUGACUGUCUCUUUAAAUGCUCGUCUGCCGGUUCUCAAUAAACACAUCCUGUCUGUAACGCGGUGCAAAGAUCAGACUCUGUCCUAAAACAAGAUAACGUUUUUAUGGUAAUCUGAUCACCCAGAAGUCUCUGACCCAUCAAUAUUACAACUAUUUUUGUAUUAAACUUCCCAUCUAGAAAAACUGA
Molecule: messenger RNA, 3035 nt
Organism: Pseudoliparis swirei
Lineage: Eukaryota; Metazoa; Chordata; Actinopteri; Perciformes; Liparidae
Product: ADP-ribosylation factor-binding protein GGA3-like
Exons: 16
Coding region: 82-1875 (597 amino acids)
Biological process (GO): intracellular protein transport; vesicle-mediated transport
Cellular component (GO): trans-Golgi network
Molecular function (GO): ubiquitin binding; small GTPase binding; phosphatidylinositol binding
Source: RefSeq, a predicted model, not a curated record